Messenger RNA from Stylophora pistillata, 2609 nucleotides. RefSeq names its product suppressor of fused homolog. The record is from RefSeq and is a predicted model, not a curated record. Gene Ontology annotation, cellular component: nucleus; cytoplasm. Gene Ontology annotation, molecular function: transcription factor binding. NCBI's taxonomy places the organism in Eukaryota, Metazoa, Cnidaria, Anthozoa, Scleractinia, Pocilloporidae.
UUCAUGUUGGGCAAACUUCUCUUUUUAACACGGAAGACUCUGGAGCUGUGAUAGAGCUUGAUUCUGGAAAACGCUAUUACUACCGAUUUGCUCAAUCACGUGGCUACGCUAUCCGCGAAACCAAGUGUUUUCGGCGUGAUCGCUGAAUUCUGCUUCAAGAACGGACGCGUCGCACAUUCCAUCAAUGUGUGUUAGACUUUGCGACAUUUUAUCUCUUGACGCUCAGGUUUAGCUUUGGAAAAUCGAUAAUUUAGGAUCGGAGGACAUAGUUUUUAUCCUGUGAGGUGGCGAGUGUAGGAUUAUUUCUACUAUUCUGUCCUCAGGCGCUUGAAAUUGUGUAAUCAAAAUAUCUUCAAGAAGCCAUGUCAGGAUAUUGCGGAAUGUCUUUACCGGCGCCAAGUAUUCCAACACCUCGAGGCUUAGAAGCAAUCUACUCCACUCUAAGACAAAUCUAUCCUGAUCAACCAAAUCCACUACAAGUUACUGCCCUGAUAAAAUACUGGCUUGGUGGUCCUGAUCCCCUGGAUUUCAUCAGCAUGUUUAACAAUCCUGGUAGCCCAAUGGAGGGGAUUCCCUCACACUGGCACUAUAUCUCAGCCGGGCUAUCUGAUCUCCAUGGUGAUGGACGUGUUCAUGAAGUCAAAAGGCGGGAGAGUCCAAGUGGGUUUGGUUUUGAGCUCACCUUUCGUCUGAAGAAGCAAGUUGGAGAGACAUCACCACCCAGCUGGCCAGCAGAAUUGCUCCAGUCACUUGCACGCUAUGUGUUUCAGACAGACAAUAUGCUAGUGAGUGGAGACCAUGUUUCCUGGCAUCUCCCAUUAGACCAGACACCCUCUGCCGCUGGACAAUAUAACUGUAACCCAUCCCAUAUACAACACAUGUUGAUGGUAGAUGACCCUCGGAUACCAGUUAUUUCAGGUCCCUUGGGAUCAGUUCGUUUCAUUCAGGUAGUUGGAAUUUGCACAGAGGAACUGCAAGCUGCUCAACAUUGGAAUGGCAUUGCUGUGUUGGAUCUUUUGAAACAAGUACCUCCAGCUGGUGGACCUUGGCUUGUGACUGACAUGGACAGGAUAGAAUCAAUUUUUGUAAUUAAACCCUCCUUGCAGGAAACAGUCACAAAUGGAAUUGAGAAAGAGGGUUCCAAUCUAAGUGGUGUCAGUGCUAAAUGCUGGUGGGAGGAAAGCUUUGUAAACAAUUCUACCAGCCAGCAAGCAAGUUUUCCUUAUGGAUCAUCACAUGAUACCCAGACUGGGAAGGAUUUGACCACACGUUUCCCUGUCUUACCACCAAUACGCACUGGGUCUUCCUUUACAUCAAACAGGGCCACAGAUGGUGUGACAACUGAAGGACGCUCUGCUUGUAGUAGUGUCGUCAGUGAAAUUUCUCGUACACGAACUCUGCGAGGUAUUCAUCUUCGGUUUGGUUUGGAGGCCGCCAUGCUGUUACCACUAGCUCUGAGGGGUCGGCUCAAUCAUGGACGACACUUCACAUUCCAUAGUUCAGUGAAUGACAUGGCUGUCACAUUUCUUAGUUCUAAUGUAACUGGGUCCAUUGCUGAUAAUGAGCACAGGUUUGCUGCAUGCGGAACUUGGCUUCAGGUUCUGAUAACUGAGGACUUCCUACAAACACUUGACAGAGACCUGGAUGUUUUGACAAGGCCCAACGAGCUUGUCCUUCCAAGAGAAUAUCGCUGGCCAAGAUAUGGAAUGAUCAUUUCUGUCCUUCCAGAUAGUAACUAGCCAGAAAGCCAUCAAAACACCUUGGAACAGGUGGUUAACUCUGACAUUGUUUGACUGAGCUGAGAAAAGCUGCCAGAGGAACCUCACUCCUCUUGGGCCUGGACACGAGUGGACAAUGCUGAUACACAGUGUUUUUCCCCAUGAGAUGCUGCUGACUUAAAAUUGUCUGUUAGUUUUUUGUCAAUUUUUUUCUUUUUAAUUUCUCUUUGCGAUAGGAAAAUACCACACACACAAACAAAACAACAGAAAAUGCUACAUACACAAACCAAAAACAGCCUAAUAUCCAGAACCCUUAGCUAGGCCCAUUGUGUACAGCAUAAUAUACAGAAAAAUGAACAUUCUCCCCAAAUAUGAAAAUUCUUUCUGACAAAGGUUAAGAAGAAUAUAAAUUGUGGUAUAAUAGUAAUGAGGAAAGGUGUAGAAAAAUCGAAAAUGUACGAUCACCAACCUUUUGAUGAAAUCCUUCAUGCAGUCUUGCAGAGUUGUUUGAAAUAUUUUUAAAAUCAGGGCAUUCCCACAGAGUGAUGAUGGGGCCAUCAAACUUCCUGAAUGCUACCAUGUUUGUAAAUUGACAUGUUUUUACUAACUUAAUUAUGAUACCUGAAGAGGCACUUGUUUGUGUGAUGACUUUUAAAAUACCGAGAGCCUAUCAGUCUGAAGUAAGAGCAUAUAAGCAAAGGAGUGCCACCUUGUCUUUAAACCUUUCACUGAGUAUUUUCACGAGUUGUGCAGUACUUUGAAGAGCCCACAAGGCCAGACAAAUACAAAGAGUUUUACAAGCAUUAUGAAAUUUUCCUUCAUUCUUCCUCUGUGAAUUACAAUUUAAGGUUCAAAGGCUCCAAGACAACAAAUAAACAAAAAAUGAAGAUA